GCCCAGCUGGGCCUCCAUAAAACUGGGGUUGGCCUCAGCUCUUAGCCAUCCACCUUCCUGACAACAUGCGGUCCAGCAGCUUCUUGAUCCUGGUGGUGUUCCUCGUCCUUGGGACACUGGCGGCACAGGCAGCUGUCGCAGGAGUUCCUCCUAAAGGUCAAGGUACUGACAAAGGUCAUGCUCUGGUCAAAGGACGAGAUCCGGUUAGAGGUCAAGAUCCAGUCAAAGGGCAAGAUUCAGUCAAAGCCCAAAGUCUGCGCAAAGUUGCCAUCGUCGCUAAGCCUGGCCUCUGCCCCAAGAUUCUGAUCCGCUGCGCCAUGUUAAAUCCGCCUAACCGCUGUUUGAGGGACACUGAGUGCCCAGGGGCCAAGAAGUGCUGUGUGGGCUCUUGCGGGCGGGUCUGUAUGGAUCCCAAGUGAGAUGGAGCCUAUCCUUGCUGCACCUGAGAAGUCCCCAGGGCUGCAGACCCUGGUCCCUGUAACACUACCCUCUCUCACACUGCCCGUUCUUCCUCUCGUUCAGGAAGCCCAAGCCCGGGGCUGCCUCCCUCAUUGACUUUCCAAUAAAAGACUGCUUUGUGCUCCA
Messenger RNA from Equus quagga, 585 nucleotides. RefSeq names its product peptidase inhibitor 3 (gene PI3). The transcript is spliced from 3 exons. NCBI's taxonomy places the organism in Eukaryota, Metazoa, Chordata, Mammalia, Perissodactyla, Equidae. Bases 66 to 419 code for a protein of 117 amino acids. Gene Ontology annotation, cellular component: extracellular region. The record is from RefSeq and is a predicted model, not a curated record. Gene Ontology annotation, biological process: innate immune response; antibacterial humoral response. Gene Ontology annotation, molecular function: peptidase inhibitor activity.